UGCCUGAACUGGCUCUCUGGUAUUGGGAUGAGCAUCGCCGUGCUGGGCCCCACGUUCCCCAACCUGGCCGCCAACGUCCGCAGGAACGUCAGCGACAUCUACUACAUCUUCGUGGGGCGGUCGCUGGGCUACCUGGGCGGGUCGGUGCUCGGGGGGGUGCUCUUCGACUGCAUGGACCCCCACCUGCUGCUGGCAUUGUCCAUGUUUGGAACAACAGUUGGGCUCUAUGGGAUACCCUGGUGUAAGAAAUCCCUGCUGUUAACUGCCUUGAUGUCAGUUAUCGGAGGUUCGAUGGGAAUUCUAGACACAGGUGGCAAUGUGCUGGCACUGAACACCUGGGGAGCAGAGGCUGGGCCACACAUGCAGGCCCUACACUUCAGUUUUGCUGUUGGUGCAUUUGUUGCUCCCCUCCUGGCUAAAAUGGCCUUGGGAGGCCCCGAAUCUAAAGACCUUCCAGUGGUUGAAAAGACAAACCAGUCUGUGCCAAGAUCUGUGCCGACAGGACUGAAGCAACAUUUUGGUGCAGAUUUCUUGUGGUCCUAUGUGGUCAUAGGGACCUAUCUCCUGUUUGUUUCUUUUUUCUUUUUUAUCUUGUAUUCAAAGGGCAGCUCAGCUCGAGAGAAAUCAAAGGCUUCUCAGCAGAAAGGCACGCUUGCCAAAUACCACUAUACCCUUAUUGCCCUCAUGUUCGUAUUCUUCUUCUGCUACGUGGGAGCAGAGGUCACUUACGGCUCUUACAUCUUCACCUACGCCAAGGUCUUUGCUGAGAUGCAAGAGAACGAAGCAGCUGCUCUGAACUCUGUCUUCUGGGGUGCAUUUGCAGCCUGCCGGGGUGUGGCCAUAUUCUGUGCUGCCUGCCUCUACCCGGGCACCAUGAUCCUGCUGAGCCUCCUGGGCUCUGCUGCCUCCUCUUUCUGCUUGGCCUUCUUUGCGGAGCACCCACUCUCCCUGUGGGCCGGAACCGCCGUCUACGGGGCGUCGAUGGCCACGGUCUUCCCCAGUGGCAUUUCCUGGGUGGAGCAGUACACGGUGGUGCAGGGAAAAUCCGCCUCCCUCUUCGUGGUGGGCGCCGCGCUGGGCGAGAUGUGCAUCCCUGCCAUGGUGGGGUAUCUUCAGGGCAGGUUCCACCACGUCCCCGUGGUGAUGUAUGCUUCGCUGGUGACCUCGCUGAUGACCGUGCUCCUCUUCCCCGUGAUGUACAAAUUGGCCAACUCUCCCCAAGAGAGCAACUUGAGAGAAACAAGGGACAGAGAGUACCAGAAAGCUCUGUUGUCAAACUCAGGGCUCACUGAGGAUGAAGAAGAUGAGGAGGAUGCAGCAGAGUGGAACGAGGCAGACUUUGAGGUGAUAGAAAUGAAUGACGCGCUGAGAAACUCUGUGGUAGAGACCUCCCGCAAGAUCCCAGGGAACUCUCCGGCCCAAGUCACUCUCCAGCCCCACCUGGAAGAUGUAUCCUGUGAUCCUCCACUGGUUGGGGGUGGCUCCCCUGGGGGAGAAGAUGGGAAUGUUGACCAGGAGAAGAAUGAUUAG
Molecule: messenger RNA, 1530 nt
Organism: Chaetura pelagica (chimney swift)
Lineage: Eukaryota; Metazoa; Chordata; Aves; Apodiformes; Apodidae
Gene: SLC60A2
Product: KIAA1919 ortholog
Exons: 4
Coding region: 28-1530 (500 amino acids)
Source: RefSeq, a predicted model, not a curated record